Messenger RNA from Cherax quadricarinatus, 626 nucleotides. NCBI's taxonomy places the organism in Eukaryota, Metazoa, Arthropoda, Malacostraca, Decapoda, Parastacidae. The record is from RefSeq and is a predicted model, not a curated record.
GAGACGGGGAGGAGCACAGAGUCAGUCAGCUUGGACCUUCCGUGCUAUCAACAACUCGUCGAUUUCAACAUGGCUGAUAACUUCGAUGAAACGGCUGCUGGGAGCUCUUUCUGGAAGAGACUGAAGCAACUUCCAAUUGUUGAAGAUUCACUCGCUUUGUACCAAAGUGCACAGACCUACAAAAGUGUAGCAGUGGUUGCAAAUGUGGCUGACAGCAGUAUACAAACAGCCUCUAAAAUAUUUCCCAUGACAACAUUGCUGCGUCCUGUAGGUGGAUGGCAAGCUAUAAACCAGUGGGCUUGCCAGGGACUAGAUAAAGUGCAAGCUUGGGCACCCAUUAUCUCCAAGCCUACUACAGAGGCAAUGGGAGACGUUAAAGGAAAGCUACUGAAGGUAGUAGCUAGAGAUAAACCUGCUGAAUCUAUAACAGAUGCUCUAGUUAUCAGAGCUGAAGAAGCUGUUAUGCUGCUGAACGACUACAGUGGUGGACGUAUAGCUGUGAACUUUGCUACUAUUUUAGUAGACAAUGCAAACACCUUCGUUGACGCUUUCCUUCCCCCAGUCGAAGGAGAAUUGAAAGAAUUGGGUAAGGGCUAGUAGUUCCUUCACCCCCCCCCCUUUUAUAU